Adineta steineri is the source of this 1611-nucleotide messenger RNA. NCBI's taxonomy places the organism in Eukaryota, Metazoa, Rotifera, Eurotatoria, Adinetida, Adinetidae. The record is from the annotation of a GenBank genome assembly.
AUGCAACAAUUAUCACCAACACCAAUAAUAAAAACUAUGCAAAUGAAAGAAGUAUCUAUACCAGAAAGAAGAAGAAGAAAAUUAGCUAUAUGCUCAUUACCAGUUCGUAUUACUUGUGAGAUAUUAUUAGUACUCUUAGUUUUCGUACCAUUAUUCAUUUUCUUAUUAACAUGGCCUGAUGCGAAAACUUUUAUUCAUGGUAAAGUUCUUUCAAAAACACGUCUUCAACCAUUAUCGGAUGGCCUUGAAGUUUGGUCGAAUCCACCAGUUAAAACUGUACGUGGAUAUCGUUUAUUUGAUGUAACAAAUUAUAUGGAUAUAAUGACUAACAAAAGUGAUCCACAAUUAGAAAUUCGUGAAACAAUACCAAUGAAUUACCGAGUUUCCAUAAAAAAGAAUAAUGUUGAGUGGUUAGACGAUAACAAAAAAAUUCAUUAUUCCGUUGAACGUUUUUUUACACGUGAUGGAGAAUUUAAUGAAACAAUACUUAAUCAAGAAGGUGCUUUUCUUGACAUUCUUCGUGUGAUGUUUCGAACAAAAUUUGAACGUGUUGCUGAUCCAGUUUUUUAUAUGCUUGGUGGAAAUAAUGCUUUUAAUUACUCACGAGCUGUUGAUAAAUUAGAAGGAUAUAUUGCACCGAUAUUUGCAGCUAUAUCAUCAAGAAUGCAAGGACCAAAUAAAGAUAAAUACGGAUUUAUUUAUCGAUAUAAUGGAACUAAUGGAUUUAAUUACACAAUAAAUACUGGUAUUGAUGAUUCAUCAAGAAAAGGUCAAGUCAUUGAUUUUGAAUCAGAAUACACACCAUAUAAAACAAAAGCUGCAGAAUGGGGAACAGAAUUUUUUGAUAGUUUAACCUUUCCAACUCUUGGUAAUCCACCAAAUCGAAAAGCAAUUAAUGUAUUUCAACCAGAUUUUUGCCGGCCAGUACAACUUCGAUAUAAUCGCACAGUAUCUAUGUUUGGUAUUGAUGAAGUACAUGAAUAUGUUCUUAAAUUAGUUGAUUUCGAAAAAUGCCCCGAAAUGGAUGAAAAUUGUCCAGAAGCUGAUAAACUUGAUAUUACCAAAUGUCUAUCUGCUGAAAUUCCUGAAGAAACUGUUUUUCUAACAAAACCACAUAUGUAUGGUCAUAAUUCAUCAUCAACUAAUGUUGCAUUUACACCUGAUUUUGAUAAACAUGAAUCAACAAUUUAUUUUGAACCAAUCUCUGGUACACCACUUAAAGCUCAAUUACGUAUUCAAUUGAAUGCUAAUGCUUGGAUUGAUCGUAUUAAAGUUGAUGAACAUGGUGCAACCGAACCAACUAAAACUCGUGCUAUUCGUCGUUUUAUUCCAAUGAUGUGGAUUGAUCAAACUAUCACACUCAAUGACGCAACAUUGAAUAAUUUAAAACGUGUUAAUAAUAUUCUUCAAAAAGGUCACAGUGCUCAUCAAUCACUUAAAUUAGUUUAUAUUUUUGUGGCAUUAAUCUCAUGUGUGGCUAUCAUUGUUGUUGUCGAAUUAUUCUUCUGGAGACGACAACGAAAAGUGAGCCGGAGAUCAUUGUACCAUUACAACGAUCAGGAGAAGUCGUUGUUGAAUCACACACUAACAACGUCACCGACGACAGCAUAA